AUGGACAGCCUGCGGUCGAGCUCGUCCUCGUACGGGGAUCCCAGGUACCUCUCUACAGGGUAUCCGAACGGCGCCGUUUCUCUGGAUCCGUCCCGGGCCCUGGUGGAUGGCUACCGAAGUGCGUCAGAUAUGGCAACGGAUGAUAGGUCACGGUAUAGUGGGCAAUCCGCCGCGCUUCCCCGGAUGAACGCGCCCGCCAUUGACACCAACGAUCCGGUUUUGUUGCACCUCCUCACCGAGACCGCGAUCGGAGACAGCACCGGUUACGAAAUUCUCCCCUUCGAAGAAGUGGAAGACUUGAAACGUGAAUAUGCUGCCUUGUCGAACCGGGUGGAAGGUACGAAACGGAAACUCGCGUUGGAGACCAAGCUCAGAGAUGCCGCGCAAUCGCUGCGCCGACUUUCCAGCUUAAAGAGCAACGGAUAUACGAACGGCGAUACGAACGGUAUAGCGCAUCAUCCCGAAGACGCAGAAUACGCCAAUAGUUCUCGAAAAUGUGAAGAGCUUGCUCAGGAACUCUGGGCUUUGGAGAGGAGAGCGCAAGAUGUUCAUAAGCGCCUUUUGGAACACACAGCCGGAAUCCUUCAGUUGACACAUCGUGGGUUGAAGAAGAACGCUAAUCGUGGUAGCAUGAAUAACGCCCUCAAUGGUGCUGCAUUCGACUUUGACGAUCGAAGCCUCUACAGAGCAAUGGAAACGGAUGAUGCGGGCUUGCGAUCUCAAAGCGGAGUCGGCGGUCUGACGGCAGACGUCAACACUCUUCGAAACACUGAGCAGAAAUUAGAGGAGCUUAAUGGACGGCUACGCGAUCUAUUACUCGAAAACCACAGCACCCAUGAUAUUGGACCACUGCCGCUUAAAGUCACCGAAGAUACAACCCUGACCUUUGUCCAAGAUCACCUGUCAUAUCUCGAAAGAAGCUUAGAUACACUCCAGACCAAUGGAAUUCGAAGGGGUGAAGGCGAACCGGAGCUUUCUGCAUCUGAAAUGGGUUCUGAGCUUAGUGCCAUCAACAGUCGGUUACAAAAUUUACUGGGCCAAACUGGCUCUCACUUAUCGCCAACGCUGCCACCACCGCCUAGUCCGUCUGGCGAAUAUCUCAGCAGCCAUAUAGACUAUCUGAAAUCCGGAAUGUCGGAUCUACAAAACAGAGUUGCGGGUUUACAAGACCAAAAGAGUAUUCUGACUACGCAAAUCCAGCAACAACGGGAACUGAAUUCUAAGUCGGAUGCUGAAAAAGAUGCCCACGUCGCAGACUUGGCUCAACAGCUUGUGGAGACAAAGAAAGAGUAUGAACUUUCUGAGCGCGAAUUGGAAGCCGUGAGAGAUGAGCUAGCUUUGGUAAUGGAGCAACUUGAUACAGUAAGGCAACAGGAAAACAUUCAAGAUCAACAAAGAGAGCGCGAAAAGGCAGUAGCAUUCGAAAAUGAGAAGGGAGCUCGAUCCAAGGCAGAAGCAGAAGUGCAACGACUUCGGGAUAAGGUAAACUAUCUCGAGGGAGAAUAUGCACGCGAGCAGGCAGAGGCGUUGGAACGUGAAAUGGAGGCACGAUCAAGAGCAGAAACAGAAGUUGAACGUCUUCAGGGUGAACUCACCCAACUUGGAGGAGAGUCCGCACGCGCACAGACUGCGGAGACAGAAGCUCAGCGGCUUCAGGCAGAACUGACCGAACUUGAAAGCGAAUUUGCUCGCGCGCAGACUGAGUUGACUGUGGUUAAAGCCGAGCUUGAUGGUGCAUAUGGCACUCGCGCAGAGCGAGCUGCCGAAGCUGCGGCCAAUCCAGCUCUGUAUAAGGAAAUUGAAGAUCUCAACACCAAGAACAUCAGCCUUGCAGAGGAGCUAGCAGCCUUGCGAGCCGAAAAAGUGAAUAACGGAGCCGGUCAAGGCGAGCUUCAGAAGCGAGUCGAAACGCUGCAGAAGGAACUCGAAGAAACGAUCGAAGAUUACGAAGCGAUGACCAAAGCAAGCAUUGAAUUUGAGAAGGAGCGCGAACAAUAUGAAGGCAUGAUUGAUAAUUUGCGCGAUCGUAUCGAACAACUAGAAGCACAGCUCAGUGAUGAGCGUAUCACUUGGAUGGGCGUCAGUCAAACGGCCAUGAGAGAUGGUGCUAUGGAAACAACUUCAACCAUGGUAUUAAAGAAUGAGUUCAAGAAGAUGAUGCGGGAUACGAGAACAGAAAAUAUGAAACUGCUCAGGGCCGAACAAGAAGAACGAAAGAAACUCGAAGCGCUGGUUCGCAGUCUCAAAAUGGAACAAUCAAUCGGCAAACCAACCAUGGUCACCUAG
Molecule: messenger RNA, 2286 nt
Organism: Talaromyces marneffei
Lineage: Eukaryota; Fungi; Ascomycota; Eurotiomycetes; Eurotiales; Trichocomaceae
Exons: 3
Coding region: 1-2286 (761 amino acids)
Source: RefSeq, a predicted model, not a curated record